AUCUAUGGCUGUGGCAGCAUUAUCAUUAUCGUCAUCGCGAAGGUGCGAGCUCGCGCCCCUCGUGCGUGCUCAGCGCCUGGCGUCCGUUUGUUCACCGGUGCCCGCAGCAAAACUCGUUCAGGAUUGAAGGCCCUGUCUUUGCGUUGCUUGCGCCAUAGCAGAGGCAGUGCUGCAGUCAUCGAGGAGCGAGAGCACUGUAGCGCCUGGCAGAUCGCUCGCUGCAUCAUGAGCAGCAAUCAAGAUCCCGCAGACUCCGACAAACCGGCCGUGGAUGAGCAGCUGCAGCCUGUGCCAGUAGUUCUCGAGUCCAAGCACAGUGAUUCUGGCGAGAGCCAACCGCCAGGGCCGAAGGGUGACAGCGAGGUGGCUAGUGAGUCGAGAGCGCCGGCUUCGACGUCAGCAGCGACCUGCGAACCGGGAGGCUCGCACGAGCUCGAAGGCGUUGAUGCGUCGAAGUCCUCCGGCUCGGAGUCCGGGACUGCCGAGGUCUCGACGCAGACCGACAAGUCGCCGGUGUUCAGGCACCGUCCUAACUGCACUUGCCGACGAGGCAGACGAACGGAGCAGGAACUCGGGUCAAGCAAAGAAAAGGGCGGUUCCCGCAUUUGUGCUUCAACAGGAGCUCACACCACCAGCGGGAGCCCUAAACACCACUACCACCAGAACCCCGGCACUCCUCAAGUAUUCGACAAUGAUGUGAAGGCGAAUUCUGAAGGGGAAGGGCGACAUUCGAGAGAACGUAGAUGGGGCUUAACCAGUUCGCAGUCCUUCCACGGUGACUUCGAGGAAUGCCCACACCGGUCGGCAGCAGAACGCAAGCGCAGUGUGGAGGAAUCGCUGAACGAGGCGCGGGAAAUCCUGCACGCACUCCUGCACGAAAUUCUGGACGAGGCGCAACAGCUGGCGCCGACCUCGUCCUUGAGCGGCAUUGUCUUUGACGAAGAGUUGCCGGGAAAGUCCUCUCACUUACCGCCAUCCUCUGACCCGCACUCAACUUACCUGCAUUUCCAGUUAACUGGGGACUUACGUUCGGCUGUGGACCCCAUCCUGGACUCUCUUGAAGACUUGGAGGACGAAAGUCUGGAUCCUCGCGGUGACGCUCGGCAUUACAUCAUCGGGGACGAACUCUUUGCUGUCUACGAGCACAUCGAGGCACGCUGGGGGGAGAUCUGCGAGCAGAUCGGUCAAGAUAUGAACUGCAGGUACACGCAGUUCGUGGCAGACUGCAGGAACUGCCUGGAGGCCGAGGCGGGCGAGCCCGAGCGCAGGCAGCUGCGUCGCGACAUGGCCGAGGCCCGACGCCACCUCAUCUCUCAGAUGCAGGACGACUUCCGCGGCGCCUGCGACUGCUUCAACGAUUGGCGCGCGCGCUACCUGCAGCACGAGCUGCGGCGCUCGUGCACGGCGCUCUUUGACGGCGACCGCUUCUCGGUGCUGGCCUCGCUGCUGCGCUACGAGAUCCUGGACUGCUUGCCGGACCUCGAGAAGCGCUCGGAGGAACGCGCCGCCGAGUUCUGGAAGGAGCUGGUCGAGCACCGGUGGCGCGACGUCGACGGCUUCUUCAAGGACGCCGAAUAGCGCGGCUGAGCGAAUAUAUUGUCCGUCGCACCGA
This is a messenger RNA of Dermacentor andersoni, 1612 nucleotides long. RefSeq lists its product as uncharacterized. NCBI's taxonomy places the organism in Eukaryota, Metazoa, Arthropoda, Arachnida, Ixodida, Ixodidae. The record is from RefSeq and is a predicted model, not a curated record.